This is a messenger RNA of Nothoprocta perdicaria, 3646 nucleotides long. RefSeq names its product PC4 and SFRS1 interacting protein 1 (gene PSIP1). The record is from RefSeq and is a predicted model, not a curated record. Gene Ontology annotation, cellular component: nucleus. Gene Ontology annotation, molecular function: transcription coregulator activity; double-stranded DNA binding. NCBI's taxonomy places the organism in Eukaryota, Metazoa, Chordata, Aves, Tinamiformes, Tinamidae. The transcript is spliced from 16 exons. The coding region runs from base 61 to 1794 and encodes 577 amino acids. Gene Ontology annotation, biological process: regulation of transcription by RNA polymerase II.
ACCUCGGCGGCGGCUGCUCCCCUCGUCCCUGUGGGCCUCGCGGCGCCUCGCUGAGAAAACAUGAGUCGCGAUUUCAAGCCCGGAGACCUGAUCUUYGCCAAGAUGAAGGGCUAUCCGCACUGGCCGGCGCGGGUGGAUGAAGUUCCUGAUGGAGCAGUAAAACCUCCUACAAAUAAAAUGCCCAUUUUCUUUUUUGGCACCCAUGAGACGGCUUUUUUGGGACCAAAGGAUAUAUUCCCCUAUUCUGAAAAUAAAGAUAAAUAUGGCAAACCAAAUAAAAGAAAAGGCUUUAAUGAAGGGUUAUGGGAAAUUGACAACAAUCCCAAAGUGAAGUUCUCUCAUCAGCAGUCCCAUUCAGCUGUUAACAGUCCUCUUAAAGAAACGGUUCAGGAAAGCAGUCCAGAACCUGCUGAGGGGAUUGAAGAAAAAGCAGGAGCUAAAAGGAGAAAGCCUGCUGUCCCAAAGUUAUCUCCUAAAGAGGAUAAUAGCUCAGCUGCAGAAGUUGAAACAGAAGAAAAAGAUAUGGAUUCUACAAAGGAAGAUGAUAUACCAUGUGAAAAACCAAAUAAUGAAGAUGUGGUGAAAACAAAUGAUACAUCUAUUCCUAAAGUUGCUAGAAGAGGAAGAAAAAGAAAGGCGGAGAAACAAGCUGAAGCUGAAGAAACAGUAGUGCCAACAGCAGCAGCAGUGGCAGCAGCAGCAGCUGCUGUAGCAGUGGCUCCAAAAGUAAGCCCCAAAAGAGGAAGGCCAGCAGCUUCUGAAGUAAAGAUUCCAAAACCAAGAGGGAGACCCAAAUUGGUGAAACCACCUUGUCCUUCAGAGAGUGACAUUGUUAAUGAAGAAGAGAAAGUGAAGAAAAAAGGACCAGAAGAAAAAUCCAAGAAGCAAGGGAAAAAAGAUGAGGAGAAUCAGAAGGAAGAAGAAAAAACAAAGAAGGAAUUUGACAAAAAAGAAGGAAAGAAGGAAGCUGAAGCAAAGAGGAAAAAUGCUGGGAAAGUUGGCUCUGUCUCAGCAUCUGAUUCAGAAGAAGAGGGAGAUGAACAAGAAGGUGACAAGAAGAAGAAAGGAGGAAGAAGCUUUCAGGCAUCUCACAGAAGAAAUAUUAUGAGAGGCCAGCAUGAGAGAGAAGCAACAGAAAGAAAACGUAAGCAGGAGGAACAGAUGGAAUCUGAGCUGCAGAGUAAAGAAGAAGGCAAGAGACCAGAAGUUAGGAAGACGGAGAAGAAGAGAGAAACAUCGAUGGAUUCCAGGCUUCAAAGGAUACAUGCAGAAAUUAAAAAUUCACUGAAAAUUGAUAAUCUUGAUGUGAACAGAUGUAUUGAGGCUCUUGACGAACUUGCAUCCCUUCAAGUCACAAUGCAGCAAGCUCAGAAGCAUACAGAGAUGAUUUUGACCCUAAAGAAGAUACGGAAAUUCAAAGUUAGCCAGGUUAUCAUGGAGAAAUCUACAAUGCUGUACAACAAGUUCAAGACCAUGUUUCUAGUUGGUGAAGGAGAUUCUGUUCUCUCCCAAGUACUGAAUAAGUCACUUGCUGAGCAGAAGCAGCAUGAGGAAGCCAACAAAACCAAAGAGCAGUGGAAGAAAGGAACAAACAAAAAAAUGGAAAAGGACCAAACAGGUUCCAAGGUACUGAACGGAGGGUCUGAAACUCAAGACACCGGUCAAGCCCAGCACAACGGAGAGAACACUGAGGAAAAGAAAGAUAAGCACGAAGUUGGCAAUAAGAAAAAGGCUUCUGGAGAAGAGAGGGAGCUUGAGAAACCGUCAAAGGAGUCUGCCUUUGAAAGCAAAUGACACAACUGGAGAGGUUCUUUUUUAAUAAGAUAAAAGAAGAUUGCUAAGUUUUGCAUUUGAAAUCUAUAGACUGCUGAAAGUUUUAAAUAAUUUUAUAAGCAUAGUAUUUUAAUGUUAAAUUUUGUGGAAUAAAAGCCCCUUUAAUCUUGGUUUUAAAAGUACUUAAACACUUUGGCCAUUAGUUUCAUCCAGUAUUAACAGGUAACACAUUUCAUGACAUGAAGACAAGAUUCCAUUUAGAAAACAAAUGCUUAUAUGUUGCGUUGACUUAGAGUUGUAGUAUAUUUUUAUCUGACUGCUGUAUGUUUGUCUAGUUAAUAGCAGGAAAAAGUGUUAAAUACUUUUAACUGCCUAAUUGCUUCAUUUGUAUAAAACCUCCUCUCAUUCUAUAAUACUGAGCUGUUUGUGCAUAGUUUUUCAACACUUGUCAGGAUGUCUUUUCACUGUGUUUUGUAGGAGUUGAAAGCAGCAUUUUUAUAGUUAAUAUGUUAAUGUAUGAGUAUACUUGAUUACUUUUUUAAAGAAGUUUAGUCCUGUUCUUGCAAAACUUAUUGUGCCAAUUUACUGCUAUGUGACUUUUCAUGGCUUGCUUUUCGUAUAGUAAAUAUACUAGGAAGAACUCUGGUGUUUUCACUGAACCUGUUGAUACACAUUGGUUGGAAAACACUGUCUUGAACAGUUUCAAAAUUAAGAAUUUAAACUGAUGUAAGGAAAAUUGGCUUUUAAUAAGUUGCAUAAGUGAACACAUUUGUAUGGACAAUAAAUGUCUGGUUUUAAGUUUCAGCCUUGAAAGGAAAGCUUGGCCAUGGCAUUAACUUGGGGAUUUUUAACUAAAUAACUUUGGGGAUUAGUGACUUGGGGAUCUUGACAGAAAAAGUGAUGAGAGCUUUAAGAGAAGUUUCUCAAAGGCAUGAAAGGCAUGAGAUGAUAGGCACGAGCUGAACCGAACCGUUUCUCAUGCCACAUGCCUUGCCUGAGCAUCACACCUAGCAGAAAGCUGCAUGUGACUAGCAAGUAGCGUUUGACAGUAGCUAGCCAGGGUAGAAGUAGUUGCCUUGUUGGGUGUCACCCCGAGGGCGGCAGCACAAAAGCAGCCGGCUCUGACUGCAGAGGGUGAUGGUGCCUGCGCGGGGCUGCCCCAAGGGCAGGCUGCUGCAGAGCGUGUGCAGCCCCUCGGCCCGGCGCGGGCAGGAAGGGCGAGGACUCUGCUUACCCUGCAGCGGCGCGGGCAGACCAACGUGGGUGGCGUCCAAAGCCUCUUACUCCAUUCCCGACGUUUCCCGACGUUUCUGUGGGACAGAUGGGUGCAGGCGGCAGUGGCCUCAGCURAGAUGGGUCCUGAGCUGCUCCCGAGCAGCAGCCACCCCCUCCCAGGGGGAGGCAGCAGUUCUGGUGCUGCCGCUCUCACGGAGCAGCCAGGGGAACUGCAGUUCCUUCGGAGCUGCUCUCAGCCUUCCCUCUUGUCCAGAAGCUGAAGGUGGCAUUUAUAGUGAGAAGGGGAUUUUGUAGCUCGUUUGGGAGUUUGUUUGUUUCUUGKUUUUUUUUAACUGAACUCCAUCUGUACAUAUUCUGAAAUAACUUCUGCUCSUCAUUAAGAAGGGAGGAAAAGACACUGUCCUAGCACUGUCCAUGUGCUUCCUAGCACUGUCCAAGAGCAGGCUAGAAAAGCAAACCACAUGCCCGUUUCAUUUCAGAGUUAGAGCCCGGCUUCUCCUCCUCUCCACCAAUGCACUCAAAGCAACCAGAGCUGCACAGGGAAGGAGGAGAGCGCCCAAGAGGUCUGAUACUGAUGUUUAAGGUACAGCAGCUCUGACUCUACCUAAAAAUGCUGUUCUUGGACAAGGACUGGUUC